This is a messenger RNA of Chrysoperla carnea, 3257 nucleotides long. RefSeq names its product alpha-sarcoglycan (gene Scgalpha). The record is from RefSeq and is a predicted model, not a curated record. The transcript is spliced from 4 exons. The coding region runs from base 1 to 1368 and encodes 455 amino acids. Gene Ontology annotation, cellular component: sarcoglycan complex. NCBI's taxonomy places the organism in Eukaryota, Metazoa, Arthropoda, Insecta, Neuroptera, Chrysopidae.
AUGAGUGAAGUAUUUGUUUUUAAAAUAGAACCAUCAAUGUUUAAUUGGACAUUAUCGUAUGAACAAGUCAAUAAUGAUAUGAUGAUCGAAGACGAAUACAUAUACAGAGCAUCGUUAGUAAAUAAACCAGAUUUACCAGAAUGGAUUCAAUAUAAAUAUAGUAAACGCUAUCAUUGUGGUUAUUUAUAUGGCGUACCUACACCAACAAAUAAUUACAAUUAUUAUUUAAAUAAUAAUAACAACAAUAAUGAACAACAUAAAAUUAUUGAACAAUUACAAAUAAUUGGUUUAAAUCGUAUAUCAUACGAAACACGUUUAAUGAAUUUAAACAUACAUAUUAUUGAUAAAUUACAUAAAGCAAAAUAUGAGGUUCAAUUGAAAAUCGAUAAUAUCAAUAUUGAUGAUAUGUUUAAUAAUAAUCGUAAUAAAAUCGAUACUUUAUUGAAUAUAUUUAAAUUAAAAUUAUGGAGGACAGCGUAUAAUGAUUUAUAUUUGACAUUUAUUGAUUCAACAAUUAAUUUGGGUGGACGUUUACCAUUACAUCCGUUUGAUGAUGAAGGUGUUAUAUUACGAUUUGGUAGCUAUCAACCAUUUACAAGUGAAUUAUUAGAAUUACAUGAUGAAGUUAAACCAUUAUAUAAAUAUAAAACUGUUGGACAUUCAUGUCCACGUGAUUUUAAACGUACAACCGUUGAUCGUUUAUUUAGAGAUUUAGGUUUUGCAUUAGAUUGGUGUUCGUUUCAAUUGUUUAACGUAAGUAUUUUGUUAUUUUCUCGAAAUAAUAAUAAUAUUGAUGAUAUUGCUAACGUUGAUCGAUGGAUUCAAUCAAUAUACAAAUCACAAGUACCAGAACGGAAUUAUUCGAAUGAAUUUGUUUAUACAAUUAUCUUACCAGUUAUUAUAAUGUCUAUUUGUGUAUGGUUGCUGUCAUUUAUUUUAUGUUUUCAACAUGAAGGGAUAUCAAAACGUUUUAACGAAGAGCAGCAACAACAAACAACAACAUGUACAUCAAACAAUAUACUAAUGAAUGCAACAGAACAACAACAAAAUAAAUACACAUAUAAAACAUAUGAUAAUGACAACGAUAAUGAUAAUGCCGAUAACACAGUGGAUACAGAUGAUAAUAAUAUAAUUAUCAUUAAAAAUAUAAUUAACAAUGAUAAUAUAGACAAUGAUAACGAUAAUUAUAAAACAUUAACAUUAAAUCAACGUAAAACAAUGUCAUACUCAUGUAAUCCACGGUGUCCAAGUCCGCCACCAUAUCCUGGAACUAAUACUAGUACGACAUCAACAUUGUUAAAUAAUAAUAAUAAUAUCAAACAUGGUGGACGUCAUCUUCAAGGUGAUGAUGACGAUGAUGAUUUCUGACUAAUUUUUGUUAAACCACCAGAACGUACAUGGUUUUGUUAAUUAAUUUAAUUUUUAUAAUGCAUUUAUCGUUAUCUGUAUUGAGUUUUGAGUUUAGCUGUUGUGUUACAUUACGCAUUUAAUUAUAUUUUAAAGAUAGUUUGGUGGGACAUAUUUUAGACGAUAGUGUUUAUAACACUUACUUUAUACGCAUGCGUAUUAAUCUGCGUGGCCGUAGUUUAAGUAAUUGUAUUUACUAUUUUUUUAUGGACAUUGUAAGAAAGGCAGUUUGCGCAUGGGCAAGCUUGUAAUGGUAAAAAGAAGCAAUCGAAGAAUUUCGAAUGUCAUUUAUCGAGCGGGAAUAUGCAUAAGUUUCCAUCAUCAAAUGAUUAGUCAUUCAUUUUGAUGUGACAAAAGAACGGAGAUAAUGUUAGCAAAACUUUAUUUGAGUUAACACAGUGAUGAAUGAUUUAUGAUAACGGAAAAUUUUAUUCUAUAUAAUUCUAUAACGAAAAAUGAAAGGUGUUUAGGAGAAGUUCUAUGCAAAAUUUUAUACUCGGCAUAAUUAUUAUUUAACUUAAUGAAAUACUUAAUAUUGAUAAAUAUUUAAUAUAUAGUAGAUAGUACACGUAGUCAUUUUCGACGGUAGAAGAUGUGUGUGCAAGUUUAGACGCGUUCGUUUUGCUUCAACUUUCAUUAGCAAACUAUAAAAGUGUUCGUUUCAUAAACUUCUUCUAAGGUAAAAAACUUACGCUAUUAACAAACUUUUUGAAACGGAUACUAGUUUAUAUUUUAAGUUAAAAAAUGGCUGUGCUUAGACAAACUUAGUACUCAUGGUCGCUCAUUUAGCAACAAUACGCCAUAUAUCGAUAAUCUGAAUUUUCUUUAAAAAACAUGAGAUUUCGGUACUAACUGAGCGCUCAGUUCUGGCUAACGCAGUUAAUAAAUUUAAUGGUUUUUGUUAGCAAAGUUUUGAACUAUAAUUUAGCAAUAAAUAAACGAAAAGAUGUAAUACCGUAUUUCAUUUGUGGUUGAUGAUCAUGAUCAUCGGUCAAGCCAAUGGUUUCCGAAUACUCACGAUAUAAUUGUGAAAGUAUCUAACAAUAUUAGCAUAUCAAUAAAAAAAACUAUUGUUAAUUGACACGUUCGCAAUAAUAUCAUAAAUAUUCGGGAACUGGUCUUAGUUAUGGGAAGCAUUAUCAGCAUAAACUAAAUACGUAAGAUGCGAUAAUAUUCAUGACUGAUAAAGUAGUAUGAAUAUGUAAUAAAAUUUAUACAGUAAAGAGUUAAUGAAAUUGAUAAAAAUGCUAUGAUCCGUGCUGUCUUUCAUCUUUAUCUUGACGAUGUCUUUGACGACAAGGAGUUUGUGCGAUGAGCAUUUUCCAAUAUUAAAACAUAGUAUGGAAUGUAAAGGUAAAGGAGUUAAAGUUAUAUUAAAUUAAAAUGGCGUUAGGGUUCGGAAUCAUUUGUUGGUGUGCGAAUAUCGAUAGGGGCUCUGGACAAGGGCCCCGCGUGUAUUUGUGGAAAACUUGAAACUGGAUGUUUCAAAGGACCAUACAUACGCUAUUUUCUGGACACUUUUUGAGUCAAACAGCCAUUAGAGGUUGUGUUCUUAUACCUCUACGCUCAAUAAAACAUAUUUAAUAAUGUACAUUGCGGCGACCCUUUAUCGCCAAAUCUAAGACGAGAAAUAACACGGUAAAGAUAAUCACUUGAAUAAAAAAAUGUACAAAUAUUCUUAACAUAUCGAUGUUAUGAUUGCAUACACUUUUACACUCGGUGUACGAAGAAAUGCAUAUGUUAUAAUACACUAGUUAGCACUAUCCUUUUCUACUUACACCUAGUGUAAAAAGUGUAUCCAAUAAGAACAUAAUAAAAAGUUAGUUUUUCUUGAUGCGUUCGAUCUUUGC